Atta colombica is the source of this 1633-nucleotide messenger RNA. Its product is annotated as solute carrier family 35 member E2-like. The record is from RefSeq and is a predicted model, not a curated record. Gene Ontology annotation, cellular component: Golgi apparatus. The transcript has 5 exons. The coding region runs from base 333 to 1442 and encodes 369 amino acids. Gene Ontology annotation, molecular function: antiporter activity. NCBI's taxonomy places the organism in Eukaryota, Metazoa, Arthropoda, Insecta, Hymenoptera, Formicidae.
GUUAUCUGGAUAUGUUCUAUGAUUCGAGAAGUGUGGAUAUUUGUGAAAGAAAGAAGAAAACAAACAAAGAAAGAAGAGACGAUUGUCAUGCGAAAACGGGGACAACGACGAACACCGGUCAACCAUAACCGGUUCGGCCGAUUAUUGACGUUGAAAAACCGUGGCGCGAUCUGAUUAGCGUAAACAUCGACCUAACCUAACCUAAUUCACAGAGCGCCAAGGGCGGAAAAAGUUUCUCCAAGCGGCGUGAAAAAUGUGAUUUCUCACGUCUCGCAACCCGCGGCGAGUCUCGCAUUCAUGCGAGGACUAUAGAAGAAGGAAGCGGACGAGAGAUGGAGAAUUACUCCGUACGUAUCAAUCCACAGGCCGCCCGUGGAGAUGUUGCCGACGAGUCGCCUGCAUUUCACGACACCCAACCGAAGCAGCAUGCUGAUCACGUCAGAAAACGAGAGGAUGUGAUCGUUCUGACGAGCGACACGAAAGGCGGUUUGUUCAAUUCCAGAGCUCUCCUCUUUCUCACCCUAUGGUAUGUCUUCAGUGGAUGUACACUAUUUCUAAAUAAAUAUAUACUGUCCUACAUGGAGGGUGAUCCCACGAUAUUGGGUGCUUGUCAAAUGUUAAUGACUGCAAUUUGUGGAUUGAUACAAAUGUACUUUCCCUGUGGUAUGUAUAAAGCCAGUCCAAGAUUGAUGAGACCUCCAGGAUUUUACAAGCACAUGACACUUGUAGGCUGCACAAGGUUCGCCACGGUAGUGUUAGGUCUAGUAUCAUUAAAUUAUGUAGCUGUAAGUUUCACAGAAACCAUAAAAAGUAGCGCACCUCUUUUCACCGUCCUCAUCAGCAGGUAUUUAUUAGGGGAACAUACAGGAUUAUAUGUAAAUCUAUCUUUAAUACCUGUAAUGGGUGGAUUGGCACUGUGUUCCAUCAAUGAAAUUAGUUUCGAUCUUAGAGGGUUCAUCGCCGCUAUGGCCACAAAUGUAACAGAAUGUUUACAAAAUGUUUACUCGAAAAUGUUGAUCAGCGGUGACAAUUUUAAAUAUACGCCAGCAGAAUUACAAUUUUAUACCAGUCUAGCGUCAAUUGUGGUACAAAUACCGGUAUCGAUACUGUUAGUCGAUUUACCUACUCUGGAGCAUUCCUUGAGUUUUAAAUUAUUCGCGGCAUUCCUUCUUAACGGAGUAUUCUUCCAUUUCCAAAGUAUUACCGCUUAUGUACUUAUGGACUAUAUCAGUCCCGUGACACACAGUGUUGCUAAUACUGCAAAGAGAGCUUUCCUAAUAUGGCUCUCUGUUCUAUUAUUUAACAAUCCUGUGACGGGAUUAUCGGCCCUUGGUACUUCCUCAGUUAUAGUAGGAGUAUUGCUGUACAAUCGGGCGCAGGAAUACGACAGGAUGAAUAGAACAAAGAGAAUACGAUAUUCGUCGAAGAUCAAUUUGCAAUAGAACAAUUUUCCAGUCUACAAAGAUUUUAUGUGUAUGGGAAGAGAAAUAUGUCACCGCACUAAAUGUAUUGCAUUAGAGUACAAACGAUACCCAUUUUCUUAUACAGCAGUAUUCUGUUCAGUGGAAAUGCAAAGAUAGUACGUAUUUAAUAAGAUUAAGACGAAGGACAAUCAAUAAAAAUUAUUGUUUUU